Molecule: messenger RNA, 2170 nt
Organism: Quercus lobata
Lineage: Eukaryota; Viridiplantae; Streptophyta; Magnoliopsida; Fagales; Fagaceae
Product: Tetratricopeptide repeat (TPR)-like superfamily protein
Exons: 1
Coding region: 80-1246 (388 amino acids)
Molecular function (GO): protein binding; mRNA binding
Source: RefSeq, a predicted model, not a curated record
CCAAAUUGUUUUGUAGUCAUAGACUCUGCAUAAUCCUCUUGUCUGUAAUUUGCUUUAUGCUCUUUACUUUUGUCUGACAAUGCCUCCAUCCUUCAUCCACCGCCUACUCAUCUCCGCUUCCACUCUCCGCAACACCACCCACCUCUCCUCUCUCCACCUCAACCUCACCCUCCUCUCACUCCACCACCACCACCGCCACCGCCACCGCUAUCUCUCCUCCACACCCACUCCACCACCACCGCCACCACCACCACCCUUCCACCCCAGAAGCAAAACCCAACUCGAAACCCAGUUCGAAACAUGGGUCCAAAACCUCAAACCCGGGUUCACUCCGUCCGAUGUGGAGCACACCCUUUGGUCCCAAUCCGACCCAGACCUCGCUCUCGACCUCUUCCGCUGGACUGCCUUACAACGUGGCUACACUCACACCCACGCCACCUACUUCACCAUCAUCAAAAUCCUCGUCUCCAACAAGCGCUACGGCCUCGCCGAGACCCUCAUCGAAGAGGUACUCUCUGGUGCUUGUGACAUUAACAUUCCUCUUUAUAACUACAUUAUCAAGUUCUGUUGUGAUAAAAGAUCGCUCUUUAAUCGAGCCUUUGAUGUUUAUAAGAAAAUGUAUAAUUCCGAGAAUUGUAAACCCAAUUUACAGACUUAUUCCAUGUUGUUUAACCUGUUGCUUAGAAGGUUCAAUAAGUUGAAUGUUUGUUAUAUGUAUUUGCAAUCGGCUAAGUCGUUGUCGAAGCAAAUGAAGGCCGCGGGUGUGAUUCCGGAUACUUAUGUGUUGAAUAUGAUUAUAAAGGCGUACUCGAAAUGUCUUGAGGUUGAUGAGGCCAUUCGGGUUUUUCGUGAAAUGGGGUUGUAUGGAUGUGAGCCAAAUGCGUAUACUUACGGGUAUAUAGUGAAGGGGUUGUGUGAGAAAGGGAGGGUUGGUCAGGGUUUUGGGUUUUAUGAGGAAAUGAAGGGGAAGGGUUUGGUUCCGAGUAGUAGUAGUUAUAUGAUUUUGAUUUGUAGUCUUGCGUUAGAACGAAGGUUUGAGGAUGCAAUUGGGGUUGUUUUUGAUAUGUUGGGGAAUUUAAUGGGUCCUGAUUUGUUGACUUAUAAAACGUUGUUGGAAGGUUUGUGUUGUGAAGGGAGGGGCAAUGAGGCCUUUGAAUUGCUUGAUGAAUUGAGGAAGAGGGAUCGUUCGAUGAGUGAGAAGUUGUACAAGGCUUUGUUAAAUGGAUUGCAUUUUCUAUGUCGUUAAUUGACUCAAUAUUGCAUUCUUCUGAGUUCAAUUGAAGACUUCUAUUGACUACCACUUCAUGACGAGUAAUAGUACUUAUGUAAUUCUGAUUCACAGUCUUGCAUUGGAAUGGUGAUUUGAGGAUGUGAUUGAGGUUGUGUUUGAUAUGUUGGGGAAUUCGAUGGGUCCUGAUUUUUUGACUUACAAAACCUUGUUGGAAGGUUUGUGUCAGGAAGGGAGGGGCAGUGAGACCUUUGAACUUCUUGUUGAAUUGAGGAAGAGGGAUUGUUCAAUGAGUGGGAAGAUUACAAGACUUUGUUGAUUGGAUCGCAUUUUCCAAGUUGAGAGUAGAUUCAAUAUUUCAGUCUUCUAAGUCAUUUGAAGACUACAACUUCAUGAGCAAAUCAAGCAUCUGGACAGAAAUAUAUAAUUUAAUCACUGGCUGAUUUGUCUCAAUUGAUGAAUUCUGCAUCUCAGAUUCAUAUAGUGCUGUGAUGGUAUGAGAAGUUCCCUGAAGAUCUAUUCACAUUGUCUUCUGUAUGUAGGGCAACAUUGGAAUCAUCCAGAAAAGAGCAGUCUUGUGCUGGCUGGUUUUAAAUUCUAUGUUGUCCAAUUUUGAUAUUGAUUGUUUCAUGUAAAAUUGUUUUAUUUUAAAUGGACACUUUAUAGUCAUUAUAGAAUCAGGUUACUAGUUCAUGAAACACUCAAAUCAGCAGUGAAUGAUCUUGGUGCUUAUUGUGAAGAACAGAGAAAAUAGUUUUAUCUUGUCAGGGUAAAUAGGUUGCCAAAUAUGAUUGUCAGCAUUUGGAGGGUACAGGGUGAAUAGAACUUCUAAACUUUGCUAAGAAAAUUUUGCAAUCUUCAGGCCCAUUAUGGAGAAGACAUGCUUUAUUACAUUAUUUUUGGUUGGGAUUGGAAGUGGAAAUAAAGAUGAUCUUAUAUGCU